GGGGGCGGGGCCCGGAUGCCUGCCAGGCUUGCCACCCUAGCAGCGGAGUCGGGGAUUGUGGACGUGGUCGCCACUUCCUGAGCUGCGGGGAUGGAGGCGUCGCGCUGCCGACUCGGACCCCGCGGGGACAGUGCCUUUGAAGAUGAGACAAUGAAGCUUCGACAGCUGAAACUAGAUAAUCAGAGAGCACUGCUGGAGAAGAAGCAGAGAAAAAAGCGCCUUGAGCCACUCAUGGUACAGCCAAAUCCAGAAGCAAGGCUACGUCGAUCAAAGCCAAGAGGUAGCGAGGAGCAAACUCCUUUGGUGGAACCUCAUACCCCACAGAAUGAUGUCAUCCUACAUGGCAUUGAUGGUCCAGCUGCCUUUUUGAAGCCAGAUGCUCAAGAUUUGGAAACCAAACUUCAUGUUCUUUCAGUAGGCUCUUCUGCUACAGAAGAGGAUACCGAAGGAAGUGUUGAUGGGGAAAGCACUAUGGAUACUGCGCCUAAGCCAGAUCUCCAGGAGAUUCUCCAAAAACAUGGUAUCUCAGGUAGUUUGAACUUUGAUGAAGAGGAGACUGAUGGGGAAGAAGAAGGAAAGAAAUUAUGUCAUUCGCCAUAUUCAGAUGCAGAGAGACCCAAUUCUGCAUCCAGCCAGAAAUCAACCACAGAUACAGGAGCUUAUGGUACUGCAGCCCAACAAAGUGAUAACCAGCUGGGAGAAGUGGAGAAUUUGGAGGACUUUGCAUAUAGUCCUGCCCCUCGGGGUAUUACAGUAAAGUGUCGGAUAACCAGGGAUAAAAAAGGAAUGGAUCGGGGUCUCUUCCCCACCUACUAUAUGCACUUGGAAAAAGAUGAAAAUCGGAAGAUAUUUAUUCUUGCAGGUAGAAAGCGGAAAAAGAGCAAAACAUCCAACUAUCUUAUCUCCACUGAUCCAACAGAUUUAUCUCGUGAAGGGGAAAGUUACAUUGGCAAACUCAGAUCCAACCUCAUGGGGACCAAGUUUACAGUUUACGAUCACGGUGUCAGCCCAGCCAAGGCCCAGGGUCUGGUAGAGAAGGCCUAUACCCGGCAGGAGCUGGCAGCCAUCUGUUACGAAACAAAUGUACUUGGAUUUAAAGGUCCUAGGAAAAUGUCUGUGAUCAUUCCAGGAAUGAAUAUGAAUCAUGAACGGAUCCCAUUUCGGCCACGAAAUGACCACGAGAGCUUGCUUUCCAAAUGGCAGAACAAAACCAUGGAAAACUUGAUUGAACUGCACAACAAGUCCCCAGUCUGGAAUGACGACACACAGUCUUAUGUCCUGAACUUCCACGGCCGGGUCACUCAGGCAUCUGUGAAGAACUUUCAGAUAGUCCACGGGAAUGACCCUGACUACAUAGUCAUGCAGUUUGGACGUGUGGCAGACGAUGUGUUCACCCUGGACUACAACUACCCACUGUGUGCACUUCAGGCCUUUGCCAUUGGACUUUCCAGCUUUGACAGCAAGCUAGCAUGUGAAUAAGAGAAAGAAAAAGGGCUGAGUUUUCUCACUCACA
Prionailurus viverrinus (fishing cat) is the source of this 1513-nucleotide messenger RNA. RefSeq names its product TUB like protein 3 (gene TULP3). Bases 91 to 1479 code for a protein of 462 amino acids. Gene Ontology annotation, cellular component: cilium. The record is from RefSeq and is a predicted model, not a curated record. NCBI's taxonomy places the organism in Eukaryota, Metazoa, Chordata, Mammalia, Carnivora, Felidae. The transcript has 11 exons. Gene Ontology annotation, biological process: protein localization to cilium.